CGCAUCGACAAGAAUGCAGAUCUCUUCCCAUCUCCUGCCUAUCUCUCGCGCACUCUCUAUUUGUCUAUCCUUUUUUUUUGUCAAAACUAUAUUAGUUCUAGUAUUUCUAUACUUUCCCUGACCCUCUUUUUAAGCUUGCCCCUCCCGCUUCCCUCCCGCCUGAGUGUCAAGACGUUCCCGCAAUUCCAUCGACUGCAGACCUUUUCUUUUAGGCUGUUUUAGCAGCGUCUUUGACAACUGAACCUAGUCGAAAUCUGAUGAAAAAAAAACAUCAGUACACAGAAAUCCAUAACCAGACAGCACCCCCCGAGAGCCAUGUAUAUUCCGGAUCAUCAAGAACAACAACAGCAACAGCAACAACCGGAACAGACAAUGUCGGAAGAAAUGGUACAAGCAAUGCUUCGGAGCUUUAUGUACUCCGCUAUAGUUGCUGGAUCCGUUGCAGUUAUCGCUGCCCUUGCGUAUUGUGCCGUGCAGUUAACCUCGCGGGACAGAAAUGGAGUUACCACAGCUCGUGGUCGGUACGGGGAUACAAGGUACAUAUACAGCAUGACGGCGCCGCCGAUCCCGUAUGUCAUGUCGGAGGCGGCAGCCCAGUCGGGGAGGCCCCACCACGACAUUCACACUCCCACCCACGGCACCUCACAGUUCAGCAUGAAGGAGCUUUACGACAUUAUGCGCACCAACAUCUUCAGCUCAGACAGUGAUGAGGCCAACGCAAGAGGCCAAGAUGACAUUGUCAAUCAGCAUUCCAGCCUGCUUGCAAAUGCCGACGUUGGGCAGCGCAAUUCGUCGUUGGACGGCUUUGGAACGACGGCCGAAAGCGAAAACGUCGCCCCUGCCCCAAGCGAUGGAGCUGAUCGGUACGUUUUAUAACGUGCGGGCCGACGUUGUUCUGCGAGUACGCUGGCGAACUAGAUCUGAGCAGCUGAUAGUGACUCGAGUCCUGUCUCUGUCUCUCUUCCAAAGUGAAUAUACGAAAGGUAGCAGGCUGGUCAAUGCAAGGAGGGAGAAAGGGGAUUUGGAGGUCUCCAGUGCGUCUGAGUCUCAAAGCUGGAUUUGGUUUCAACUUUUUUUCUGAUCAAUGUCAAACGGACAAUGUCGCCCCAUUAUAGCCAUGUGGGAUCCGGCGGCUAUUGAGUAUGUAGUAAUAUUCGAGGAAGAAUAUAUCUGGGGGCCAAGUACCUAAGCCAAAGAAGCGAUUUCUUCUUCUUCUGUUUGGACGUGA
Messenger RNA from Pyricularia oryzae 70-15, 1228 nucleotides. RefSeq lists its product as uncharacterized. The record is from RefSeq and is a predicted model, not a curated record. Bases 316 to 876 code for a protein of 186 amino acids. Lineage: Eukaryota; Fungi; Ascomycota; Sordariomycetes; Magnaporthales; Pyriculariaceae. The transcript is spliced from 2 exons.